Molecule: messenger RNA, 1182 nt
Organism: Camellia sinensis
Lineage: Eukaryota; Viridiplantae; Streptophyta; Magnoliopsida; Ericales; Theaceae
Product: CBS domain-containing protein CBSX1, chloroplastic
Source: RefSeq, a predicted model, not a curated record
AAUCGAUCAAACAAACAAGGCCCCUUGCUCUUUCUUAUCCACCUUUCGGGUUUUCACUCUCUCUGCGUAGUGAUUGUUUGGAGUGUUGGCUUCUGCGAGCUUCGCUCAAGCCACAGAACACUUCACGGCACCUCUCUCUCUCUCUCUCUCUCUUCUAAAGCCCUCUCUCUUCCAGAGGACGAGGCAAACAACAAUAACAUGACUUCAAUUUCUCCGGCCCUGCCCCAAUCCCUGUCUCUCCUCCGCACCACCUCCGCCGCCGCCUUCCACCACCGCCUGCCGCCGUACCUGCGACUUCCCCCUGUCUCCACCUCCGCCACUCGGUGCUUCCAGCGCCUCUCCGGACCUCGCAGAUCUCUCGCCGUCGCCUCCAGCGCCACCUUCGUCCCUCCAAGAAGUGGAGUAUAUAUUGUGGGUGAUUUCAUGACCAGGAAAGAGGAUUUACAUGUGGUAAAGCCUACAACUGCUGUGGAUGAAGCUUUGGACAUUCUAGUAGAAAAAAGAAUAACUGGUUUCCCUGUAAUUGAUGACAACUGGAAAUUGGUUGGCCUUGUUUCUGAUUAUGACUUGUUGGCAUUGGACUCCAUAUUAGGUGUUGGACCGACGGAUACAAGCAUGUUUCCAGAAGUCGACAGCAAUUGGAAAACAUUCAACGAGGUACAGAAGUUGCUCAGUAAAACCAAUGGGCAAGUGGUUGGAGAUUUGAUGACACCUGCACCGGCGGUUGUUCAUGAAUCCACCAAUCUCGAGGAUGCUGCUAGAAUGUUGCUAGAAACAAAGUAUCGUCGACUUCCAGUUGUAGAUGGCGAGGGAAAGCUGGUUGGGAUUAUUACAAGAGGAAAUGUUGUUAGAGCUGCCCUUCAAAUGAAACGUGCUAGCGAAAUCAAAGCAUGAGAACCAGGAAAACACUCUCACAGGACGAUCAUACUUCCAAUUUUAUCAAUCCCGGUAUUGAAAUUGUGUAUAACAUGUAAAAUUUUGGAUUAUGCAUGUAUAAAACAUCAAAUAUAGAUUCCUCCUCACUAAGAUCAUAUAUAUAUAGAUAGAGAGAGUUAUUGUUGGGACCAAAAUUGAGGACACUUGGAAUACUGAACUCAUAAUCUUAUAGCACUAUAGAAGGAUUAUGUUGGGUUCUAUGUGAAUUUGAUGUGAAAUCUACCAGGCAUUUAUGUAUCAUUAUUU